Cylicocyclus nassatus is the source of this 513-nucleotide messenger RNA. Lineage: Eukaryota; Metazoa; Nematoda; Chromadorea; Rhabditida; Strongylidae. The record is from the annotation of a GenBank genome assembly.
AUGAAUCGGUGUCUUCGCCUUAUGACAAUUGUUACAAUGUUGAAGGUCUAUAUCUUCGAAGUGUCAUUAGCUUACGUGCUGUCAUCAAACUCUUUGCCUCCCGACACAAGAGAGUUUCUCAUCCCCAUUAUGCAGAAAAAAUCGUUGGAUUUGGAACUCCCAGAGCCUGAACACGUCUGUCCCACAACUAUUUUGAAGAGGCAUACGCCGCAAUUUGGCCAUAUGGAAAACGGCAGUUAUGUGGAAAUACAACAAGAUUCCGAACAAAGCUUCGAGGCAACGUUCGUAGAAUGCACCAAUGGACAUCAUAGACCACAGUGCCAUGGCAUCGACACAAUCUUGUACUCGUCCGAAUGCGUGACGUUGUAUGAGUGGCGAUCAGCGUACGUUCGACUUCCAUCACUAAACGCCGAUUUCGUACCCGCCAAAAUAAAAGUGCCGAUUGCAUGCCAAUGUCGAUUGAUCAAAAAGUUGAAGCCAUUUGCCAGGCGCCUCCUUACAUACAUCGCAUAA